AUGGAAAGGAUAAGGAUAGAAAAAGGAAAGGAUGGAACGGAUAAGGAUAGAAAGGGAAAGGAUAAUGCUGGAAAGGAUAAGAAUAGAAAGGAUAAGGCUGGAAAGGGGAAAGGAUGGAUUGGAAAGGAUAGAAAGGGAAAGGAUGGCCAUGAUAAGAUUUUGUUAUUGUUAUUGUGUACUGCAUUGAGUUGUGUAAACGGGUUAGAGAAUGGAUUAGCAAGUGAGCGAUUAUUCAUGCAGAUGUCUGAUAUUAUUAUUCAAGAUGGAUUCUAUGAUGCAGGAUACAGGUAUAUAAAUGUUGAUGAUUGCUGGCUCUCUCAUGAACGAGAUCGACGAGGUCUUCUUCAGGCUGAUCAAAACAGAUUUCCGAGUGGAAUAAAGGCUUUGAGUGAUUACGUUCACAGUAGAGGCCUCAAGUUUGGAAUAUACGAAGAUUAUGGUAACAAUCCCUUUAGUUUGGAAUAUACGAAGAUUACGGAGGAUGCUGACACGUUCGCUAGCUGGGGAGUUGAUUAUGUCAAGCUGGAUGGAUGCUACAGUCAUCCUAAUGAUAUGGAUGCUGGAUAUCCAGAGUUUGGAUAUUGGCUAAACCAGACUGGCAGACCUAUGAUAUAUUCCUGUUCUUGGCCUGUUUAUCAAACCUAUUCAGGAAUGACGCCGAAUUACACGAGUAUCAUCAAUACCUGCAAUUUAUGGAGAAACUUUGACGAUAUUCAGGACUCUUGGAACAGUAUCGAACGAACAAUUGAUUAUUACGGGGACAACCAGGAUAUAAUAAUCGCCAACGCUGGACCCGGACACUGGAACGAUCCUGACAUGUUGAUCAUAGGAAAUUUUGGCCUGUCCUACGAGCAGUGUAAGACACAAAUGGCAAUGUGGGCGAUCUUCGCCGCGCCUCUUCUCAUGUCUGUCGAUCUCAGAACUCUUAAACCUGAUUAUAAGGCGAUUUUGAAGAAUAAGAAGAUUAUCGGCGUAAACCAGGACCUGCUGGGGAUCCAAGGAAGAAGGAUCUACAAGCAAAAAGGGAUUGAGAUCUGGGCUAGACCAAUAAUGCCGGUAUACAGGGCAAAAUACUCAUAUGCAAUCGUCAUUAUCAUUGUAUCAGUAACCUUGAAGGAGCUGGGUCUAGAUAAUCCUACAGGAUACUAUAUAGAGGAUCUCUAUGAUGAACAUGUCUAUGGAAUAGUUACCCCAGAUAGAAGAUUUAAAGUCGAUGUUAACCCGUCAGGAAGUGUUGUGAUGAUCCGGUGUGAUAUAGUGAAGGCAAAACCUUCAAAUAAUCCAGUUACACCUUCAUGGCAGGCCCAGCCCAGGAAAUCCGACAGUUUUGUUCUUGAUCUUGGGAAUAUAGGUUACCGUGGUAAUGUUGACGGAAACCCAGGCGGAGUGCAGUAUCCUCAGAUUAGAGGUACCGAGUACGAGGCGGAGCCGGUUAUAGUUGGCGGAGGUCCGCCGCAGACAAGGACUUUCAGAGAUGCCGCCGGGGCGCAGUACGCGCCACCUGCCUACUCUCCUGUCGGUCACUUUGAUCAGAGUGAGCAUGGAUACAGUUAUCAGUCUAUCAAUGGACAAUAUGUUAACACAGGGAAACGGUAGAAAAGAGAAAUGGCCUCCGACGCAGAUUUUCAAGAGAAAUGAAUAAAUGAGUGAAUUUUUUGACUAAUACAGUAUUUUUAGGCAUUUUAUACAACCCACUAGCUCCAUUACCAACCCCUGUACAAAAAAAAACAAUUGCUUCUUUUGGCUUUCUUCUUUCAUAACCCCCCCCCCCUCCCACCGUUUUUAGUGUUGUUGUUUUGUUUAUUUUUUUUUUAUAAUUAUUUUGUUAAAUGCAGGGAAAAUUAGUUCCAUAGCUAACACUUGGUCCAGUUCUAAUACUCAGGUUAGAACUGGUCCAACUUUUACUUGUGGAACUAAUUUCCCCUCAAAUGUUAAUUCUACACUGUUAUAGAUUAGAAAAUUAAUAAAAGUGUUUAUAUUCUUA
This is a messenger RNA of Eurytemora carolleeae, 1984 nucleotides long. Its product is annotated as alpha-N-acetylgalactosaminidase. Gene Ontology annotation, cellular component: cytoplasm. Gene Ontology annotation, biological process: glycoside catabolic process; oligosaccharide metabolic process; glycosylceramide catabolic process. NCBI's taxonomy places the organism in Eukaryota, Metazoa, Arthropoda, Copepoda, Calanoida, Temoridae. The coding region runs from base 1 to 1596 and encodes 531 amino acids. The transcript is spliced from 14 exons. Gene Ontology annotation, molecular function: alpha-galactosidase activity. The record is from RefSeq and is a predicted model, not a curated record.